AUGGCUGACAGAAAUGUCAGUAUGAUAACUGAAUUCAUCCUCUUGGGGCUGACUGACAACCCUGAAAUGACCACUGUCCUUUUUGUGCUGUUUCUCUUGAUCUAUCUCAUUACCGUGGUGGGCAACAUUUGGAUUAUCACAAUAAUCUUGGUCAGCUCCCAACUCCAUUCUCCCAAAUACUUUUUCCUUAGCCAAUUGGCUUUCUUGGAUUUCUGCUAUUCCUCAGUCUUUAUUCCUAAAAUGUUGGUGAACUACAUAUCGGGACUGAAAGUCAUCUCCUAUCACGGUUGCCUCCUUCAGUAUUCCUUUGUCAGCAUGCUCCUGACCACUGAAUGCUUCCUCCUGGCUGCAAUGGCCUAUGAUCGAUAUGUUGCCAUUUGCCGCCCACUUCACUACAAAGGUCUCAUGACCCUCAGGUUCUGCAUCCAGCUGGUGACAGUGUCCUACCUACUAGGUUGUGCCAACUCACUCACCCACCUGAGCGGCUUGCUCAGUCUAUCUUUCUGUGGGCCCAAUGUUAUUAACCAUUAUUUCUGUGAUAUCCCUUUGCUCUUUCAACUUUCCUGUUCUGACACCCAGUACAGUGAGGUUUUGUUUACUGUCCUAUCUGGAACCACAUCAGUGCUUACCUUUCUGAUAGUGGUUUAUUCCUAUCUGGGAAUUCUUCUCACUAUCCUGAAGAUAAAAUCUACAAGCAGCAGAUAUAAAGCUUUCUCCACAUGUGCCUCCCACCUAAUAGUAGUGACUCUUGUCUAUGGAACAGUGAUAUUUACUUACCUGGGAACUAGCUCAGGCUGCUCACAGGAUACAGCCAAAAUCCUGUCCGUGUUUUAUACCCUUUUGCUGCCAAUACUAAAUCUUCUGAUAUACAGUGUGAGAAAUACAGAAGCCAAAGAAGCAAUGAAAAGAAUUAUUAUGAGAAAAAUAUUUGCUCAGUGA
Messenger RNA from Equus quagga, 939 nucleotides. Its product is annotated as olfactory receptor 1052-like. The transcript has a single exon. Gene Ontology annotation, biological process: G protein-coupled receptor signaling pathway; sensory perception of smell. The coding region runs from base 1 to 939 and encodes 312 amino acids. The record is from RefSeq and is a predicted model, not a curated record. Gene Ontology annotation, molecular function: olfactory receptor activity; odorant binding; G protein-coupled receptor activity. Lineage: Eukaryota; Metazoa; Chordata; Mammalia; Perissodactyla; Equidae. Gene Ontology annotation, cellular component: membrane.